AUGUAUCUGUCAGAUGAUUUGUUGGGGUUGGCCCCCUAUAUUAUCCUCGCUGUCGCCCAUGUUUACCUAUUUCGUAUUAAUCAGCUUCUGAAGGGCACACCCGAUGAGAUCCGGAAGCUGUCGGGCUCGCGCUGGACGGCGGAUCAGCUGAAGACGACCUAUCGCAGGCUUGAAAAGAAGUCUAUCGAUUAUACCGACAAGCUUCCACCAAAGCUAGAUCGGCGCUACAUCGUAACCGGUGGCUCUGGUCUGGUUGGUGGCUUCAUCGUCUUGCAGCUUCUGGCGCGUGGUCAUUCUCCGAAGAGUAUUCGCAUUGUAGACAUCCGGAAGGCAGAGCGAGAUGACAUGUUGUCGGGUCCAGCCACCAAGGUCGACUUUAUCAAAACAGACAUCACGUCACAGGCAUCUGUGGAUGCAGCCUUCAAGAAGGCAUGGGAUUCCUCGGUCGCCCAUCUCCCUUUGACAGUAUUUCACACUGCGGCUGUGAUCAUCCCCUCUGAUAGGUCGAAGUACUACUACGGCUUUCCGGAAGCAGUCAACGUCCGAGGCACCAAGAAUGUCUUGGAGGCCGCCAAAGCAGCGGGUGCUGACAUAUUCAGCUCCACUUCAUCUGGUUCCAUCGCAAUAAAACCCAUUCAGCCUUUCGUUGCUCCCUGGGCUAGCUCGCCAAGGCGGUUUUGGCAAGUGCUGGAUGAGCAGGACUUCUACAAACCGCUACGGCCACACGAGGAGUUCUUUGGCAACUAUUCAGCAUCAAAAGCUGCCGCAGAGCGGAUUGUUUGCGGAGAAAAUGUAGAGGAGUUCCGUACAGGAUGCAUUCGGCCAGUGAACGGUGUGUAUGGAAAUCCUACUGAUAACACCGUAGGUGGUCCCUUGGCCAGACCGGUACUCCCAACAUGGAUAUCCCAUAUUGUACAGAACUUUGUCCAUGCUGCUAAUGUCGCAGUUGCUCAUCUGCACCAUGAGGCUGUUCUUGUCAAUCCACUUGCACCCCAAGCGGGACGACCCUUCGUGGUGACGGACCCCAAUCCGCCAAUCACGUAUAGCGAUCUUUAUAUGGCCAUCAAGACCUUAUCCAUCCACCCCCUCUUCGUCAUGAACCUUCCUCCAGUUGUGAUGCUCGUGCUUGCUCACGGCCUCGAGUGGUACUCGGUAUUGCCACACAAGGUACCUUUUCUCAAGGCCAUGCUUCCGGAAUUGAGAGGAGAUAUUAGGUACUUGAAGCCUGGACUCUUUUCAAUUUGCACACAUCUGGUGGCUUCGAAUAAGGAAUCUUCCAAGCCAGUCAGUGACGGCGGACUUGGUUAUACAGGUGUGAUCACGACCUUGGAAGGCAUGGCUUUUCAGAUUCUUGAGUGGAAUCGGGAGCAUGCGUCGAUGGAUGGGGGUACGAAGCGCAAGGCAUACACGACUUCGGUGUCUGCCGCGGAAAAGAUUCAGCAUCUUGGCAUUAUGGCACAGGAUUUUGUCGCACAAGGGCAUUAG
Molecule: messenger RNA, 1485 nt
Organism: Neoarthrinium moseri
Lineage: Eukaryota; Fungi; Ascomycota; Sordariomycetes; Amphisphaeriales; Apiosporaceae
Exons: 3
Coding region: 1-1485 (494 amino acids)
Biological process (GO): ergosterol biosynthetic process
Cellular component (GO): endoplasmic reticulum
Molecular function (GO): 3-beta-hydroxysteroid dehydrogenase [NAD(P)+]/C4-decarboxylase activity; 3-beta-hydroxy-Delta5-steroid dehydrogenase (NAD+) activity
Source: RefSeq, a predicted model, not a curated record